This is a messenger RNA of Lactuca saligna, 1818 nucleotides long. NCBI's taxonomy places the organism in Eukaryota, Viridiplantae, Streptophyta, Magnoliopsida, Asterales, Asteraceae. The record is from the annotation of a GenBank genome assembly.
AUGGACCGAACCGAAUUUGAAAAGUCACAUUUUUUCCCCUUGAUCGAUAACUUAUUCGGUCUUGUACUCUUGUGUUCUAUCGAUCGUAACCCAAUACUUACCUCGCUUCUCUCGUCUGCUCUCACUAUAAGAUUCCCUCCCCUGCUCGCCGCCGUAUGCCGUCGCCAAAGCCACCGGUCGGUGACCUUCGAUAGCCACAGCUACAUCGUCGCACCCCAGCUGCGUUUGAUAAGAAAAUUAUUAUUAAAUUGCACUAGAAAAAAUGGCGGGAAACAAAGGAUAACUAGGGCACAGCUUCUCUGCCGAUUGGGAAAUUAUUUCUUAGCAAAAGAGUCUGGAAAGUCGGGGAAGAAAUCAGCCAGAAAGCUUUCCGAAAUUGAUCUGGUUGAUGAACAGGAACUUCGAGCUGAGGUGUCUAACAUUGAGCCAAAGCAUGAGAAAGAAAUUGCUUCACUGAUAAAUAGUUACAAAAGUCAGUACAAUGACUGGGUUUUUGAGUUGAGAUAUGGUUUUGGUCUUCUAAUGUAUGGUUUUGGAUCUAAGAAGAGUUUGAUUGAAGAUUUUGCUUCAACAGCUUUGACUGAUUAUAGUGUGAUUGUUGUUAAUGGAUACCUUCAGUCAAUCAAUCUUAAACAGGUUGCCAUUGCAAUGGCCGAAGUACUAUGGGAUCAGUUGAAAAUGCAACAACCAAAAGGAUUACAUCAUAAAGACCAACAACCAUUUGAUUCGAGGUCAAUGGAUGAUGUUAUCGGUUUUCUUGAUGGGCCCCACAUAUCAGAAGAUGAAUGUUUAUUGUGUCUUGUGAUUCACAAUAUUGAUGGGCCUGGAUUGCGUGAUUCCGACUCUCAACAUCUUCUUGCAAGAAUUGCUUCUUGUUCCCAUGUUUGUAUUGUCGCUUCCAUAGACCACGUGAAUGCACCUCUAUUGUGGGACAAGAAAAUGGUUCAUGUGGAGUUCAAGUGGUGUUGGCAUCAUGUGCCUACUUUUGCAGCAUACAAAGUCGAAGGAGUCUUUCAUCCUCUGAUUCUUGCUCAUGGUGGCACCUCUCAAACUGUAAAAACAGCUUCAAUUGUCUUACACAGUUUGACACCAAAUGCCCAAUCUGUCUUCAAAGUUCUUGCACAACAUCAAUUAGCUCAUCCUGAUCAAGAAGGAAUGCCAAUUGAUACAUUGUUCACAAGCUGUAGAGAGCGGUUUCUGGUGAGCAGUCUGGUGACAUUGAAUUCCCAUUUGACCGAAUUCAAAGAUCACGAAUUGGUCAAAAUCAGAAGACACUCUGAUGGACAGGAUUGCCUUUACAUUCCUCUCUCCAAAGACGCACUUGAAAAACUCGUGCUUGAGAUCAACCAAUAAGAGGCUUUCUGCAACCCCCAAAGACAACUGAUUAGGUUUCUUGUCAGUUGAAUGCAUCACGAUUAAUUUAGGUGUCAUGUGCACUUCCUGAAAAGGAGGCAUUCGUUAUGUUUGAAAUACUUAAACAGAUUACCUGUCUGUUUUCGGUUCAUGACCUAUCUUUUAGUUAAAUACUUAUAUAAAUUGUAAGUUUUGUUAAUUAGUAUUUGUAGAGACAUUAAAUAAAGUAAAUCUAUUUAUACUAAGUAAAAAAAAGACAAACAAAAUGGAAUAGUUUUUUAUAAUGACGUCAAGUAAAGAAAGUCAAAGACUAUCGUUUUAACAGUUAUAUUAUCCGGGAUAUAUCUACAAUUGGCAACGUGAUCGUUUUAUUGUAUUUUUUAGCCAUAUUUCUCAGUUGCAAAAUAGAAGCAAUCAAUCAAUAAUAAUAAUAAUAAUAAUAAUAAUUGGUUUAAAUAUAGGGGA